GACUACCAUGUACAGGCUGUACCGGGGAGAGAUGAAAGAAUUCACACAAGGCAACAGUAACACGGCCAUUCUGGUGAGCUGCCUAAAGUACUCCGGGUUCCAGGUCGCCUACAUCGCCUGGGGCUACAUCAUCCACAUGGUGUUCUUUCUGUUCAUCUGUGGCGUCCUGUCCCUUGUCAUAGCUCUGUUGUCUGCUGGCUUCACGGAUUGGUUUGUGCACGAUUUCCUGGGGCUCUGGCUACAACGCCUACGUGGGCUUCAUGCAGGUGGAAUGUUCCCAGUCGCACCCGGUCAUGGUCACCUUUAUCCGGCUGCUCAUGUUGUUGGCCCGGAAGAGAGAGGCUGAGAACCGGAAGUGGGCGGAGAAGGAGAGCGAAUUUCGGGGUCGCCGGCCACUCCCUAGGCCACACAGCAGAGGAAAGUCGCAGAAACAGCGCGCCGCAGCAUUCAACUGGCACGUGACCUACACCCUCAUCAACAACCCUGACCUUCGCAUGGAGCGGAAGGGCUACAUCCAGACGAUGAAGAAAGCGCGCGAACUAGGCGUCCGGAUCCCCAAAAGCGACGGCUUCGUGGUGCUUGACCCGGAGCUGCUUCGCGAAGCUGAGCUGGAACAGAAGCGGGCGGCAGAGGGUGUUAUGUCCCACGUUGAGGAUAAGCUGGUGGCUUUCAGACUGAUGUUGAGGAAGAAAGUGCAGAACGGGAUAGAGACUGUGACGAAGAAGUCCAGUAGGAGCGGGUCGAUAGAACGUCUGAACGAUAUAGAGAUGGAGUCGGUGGAGGAGGGGAGGAGAGGUAGGGGUGGUGGUGGCCUCAGAAGUGUGGAUAUUUGA
Aplysia californica (California sea hare) is the source of this 833-nucleotide messenger RNA. RefSeq names its product stimulated by retinoic acid gene 6 protein-like. Gene Ontology annotation, cellular component: plasma membrane. The record is from RefSeq and is a predicted model, not a curated record. Gene Ontology annotation, biological process: vitamin A import into cell. Lineage: Eukaryota; Metazoa; Mollusca; Gastropoda; Aplysiida; Aplysiidae. Gene Ontology annotation, molecular function: retinol transmembrane transporter activity; signaling receptor activity.